Messenger RNA from Chroicocephalus ridibundus (black-headed gull), 2209 nucleotides. RefSeq names its product translocase of inner mitochondrial membrane 8A (gene TIMM8A). The transcript is spliced from 2 exons. Lineage: Eukaryota; Metazoa; Chordata; Aves; Charadriiformes; Laridae. The record is from RefSeq and is a predicted model, not a curated record. Bases 121 to 405 code for a protein of 94 amino acids.
CGGAAGGGGCGGGCGGGGCGCGUGCGCGGCGGCGGCGGCGGGGCGGCACGUGAAGGUCGCGGCGCGGCGGCACCGGUAACACCGGCGGUACCGGCGGCACCCGGCGGUACCCGUAACGGGAUGGAUGCGCCGUCCGCCGCCGGGCUGGGCGGCGCCGACCCUCAGCUCCAGCGGUUCAUCGAGGUGGAGACGCAGAAGCAGCGUUUCCAGCAACUGGUGCACCAAAUGACCGAGCUCUGCUGGGAGAAGUGCAUGGACAAGCCGGGUCCGAAGCUGGACAGCCGGGCCGAGACGUGCUUCGUGAACUGCGUGGAGCGCUUCAUCGACACCAGCCAAUUCAUCCUCAACCGGCUGGAGCAGACGCAGAAGUCCAAGUCGGCCUUUUCAGAGAGCCUGUCCGAUUGAGGGGCACCCGCGCCCCAGGGGACACCGGCCAGACCCCCUUCCCCCUCCCCACCAGGCCGGCCCCUCCGCCGUACCGGCUCCUGGUCACUCUGCCGCCUGAAUGAGCCGGGAUCAGCUCUGGGGUUUUGGAUUUGAUUAAGUGCCAGUCUCGGGGAAGCUGCAGCAAGAUGAGAGCCCACAACAGAGACAUGGUCGCCCCUCCUCAGGGUGACGUGCUGCUCCCGGCCCCGCGGGCCAGCAGCGGUCUUUGUGCUGGGACUCCAGGGGCUUCCGAUGCUACACAGGGAGUGUUUGGAACGCACCCGCUCCGCUGAACAGAGCGGCGGUGACACUCGCAUCAGGGGGUGCUCCCAGCGCUGAUGUGAAUCUCAGCUCUUGGUGAGGCUGCCUUCAACGGUGCUGCACAAAACGAACCCUCCCGGGUAUGCUAACGAGCAUGAGAUGCUAACGAGCCCUGCAGGCACCAUCGCUGCGCAGGCCGGUACAGGUACCCUUAGAGAGAAGAGCUUGUUGGGCACAGUGAUCAUCCCAGGCAGACACUACUGGAAAAUACUUUCAGGCUUCCAUAGGUAAAUCAUUCAUGUGGCAAAUUUUCAAAUUGCAGCACAACUCUGUCAAUACUGACUUGCUCCAUUAACUGCUUUCCCCUGAUCGAUGUAAUAAAUAUUAACUGGGUCAAUUUUUAAUAUAAGAUUCUUCUUUGUUCAGGUAGAUGACCACUGAGAAUUGAAAAUCUGGCCUUGUCUCUCCCCCUCCUUCCCAGUGAUCCUGUUUAUUGCAAAAUUAGCAGGGAGGGGGCAUAACUGCCUUCUAGCUAGAAGGUCUAAUCUGAAUUCUGAUUUGUUUCUCAAUUAAUUUGGUCCCAUGAAUCAAACUCAUUUCUGGGAGAGGCUAUGGCCUGUCUUCCUCUUCCCCAAAGGGUUAACAGCUCCUGCUGUCCUGUAAAGGAGCAGUUUCUUUAGAGGGAGACUAAAUGCAGGAAAUAAUAAGUAACCAGACAUUUUAUAACCUCACACACCUUUACCUGUGGAGAUCACUGGAGGGAGGCCCAUGGCUGUGUCUUCUGGGCCUCUGCCCCCAGGACACAGAGAGGAAAAACAGGUCAGUUUUUCUAUCUGGAAAAACAACACACUACUGAUUUGCCCCCUGGAAAGGUAGCAUUGCAUUUCAGCAGUGUUUACGUCCAGCGUGGCUCUGGGAAGCCUGGAGUGACCCACUGCCAGUGGCUUCGAGCUCUACGCAGGCACCUGGUAAAGCAGUUCUGCUCACAUCCAUUUGCCAUGGGUGGCUGGACAGGGCGUGUGAGUGCCUAACAGGGGCGGCUUGUGGCCAGCAGCCUUCCUGGGAACAAAUUCAGGAUGUGUUUAACAGCUACGCAGAUAUAAACCCACCUAAGUGAGGACACAGCUGUCUAGUUGUCGUUCAGAAAUUUACCUCAGUAGCUAAGGAUUCUUAGGUCACUCCUGUUCCCACAGUAAACGAUUCCCUCUCCUGUCCCCAUAUUGAGUUUCUCCCAAGCAUCCGCUUCUUCCUACCCCUGUAAUCCUUCAUGCCUUUCAGUGCUGGCCCAGCUCUCGGUACGAAUGUAUCACUAGCCACUUGGUAACUGAACAAAUUUUUUUUUAAUAGAAUACAGUAAGCAGGUGCUUCAUCAACCUGCACUGCAGAAGUUGCGCGAAGAGGUUGGUCCCUCCAUAAGAGCCACAGCAGCGUGUGGCAGCACCACUGAAGUUUUCCAGUUUUGGCUGUAUUCUGUUUUUGGAUGUGAAUCUGUAAAUAAAUUCUAGCAGAGUGAGCAAAAUGA